Molecule: messenger RNA, 2091 nt
Organism: Lycium barbarum (goji berry)
Lineage: Eukaryota; Viridiplantae; Streptophyta; Magnoliopsida; Solanales; Solanaceae
Exons: 3
Coding region: 1146-1514 (122 amino acids)
Source: RefSeq, a predicted model, not a curated record
AUGUGUUUUGGUUCUUUCUUCUAUUAUGCAGGUAUUUGUGUACCAGUCUAGGGGCUGAUUUUUUAUUAUGGUAUAUGUUAAUUAUUUUCAUUUUCAUUUUUGGUUUAUUCUUAUGUUAACUCUUGGUUUCUAUUGACAUUAAUUUUUCGUUUAUAGAAGGAACAUCCAUUGGUUAAGUUUGAACACUGGGUUGAAGGAGGUGGCAUGUGCAGUGGUGAUUUUCAUUUUCAGAGUUUGAUUUUGUCCUUUUUGAGUGUCUCUCAAUUGGAGUUGUUGAAAAAGGGUGUGUUUGGACAGUUUAUGGAUUUGGUUGAUGUCCUCCUGAGUGAUAGUAUUUUCCAUUGCUUGAUCUUAUCGCAACUUUCAUCUAGUAAUGAUAGUGCGUUAAAGUUUAAGAUUUUUGAUCGCGUGUGUGUAUUUGAUUCCGAGUCUUUCCGUCUUAUUACUGGGUUGGAUUCUUUUGUUGGCGAUUUUAGUGUUGUGUCUAGCAGACCAAAUAGAUUGUGGAGACUUUAUUUUCCAAAUCAGGAUAGAAUAAGGUUGUGUGAUCUCAAGAGUUUCUUACAGAUCAAGUCAAGUAAUCGUACUGGUGGUUUUUGGGAAAGAUCUAGUGAUCCUGUUAGAUUUGCUGAGGUCUAUAUAUUGGAGAGGGUUUUGUUAGGUCGUAACGAGAAAUGUGUUGUUAAAGGUCAUCUAAUGAAGAUAAUUGACGAUGACAGUCUUCGGGUGUCUUAUCCUUGGGGUUCUCUUAGUUUUAAUUGAUUGGUACGGUCGAUUGUGGUUGUGUGAAGACUUUCAAGAGCAUGCCAUCUACACGUUAUAUGAUUAGUGGUUUCCCUUACGCUUUAAAUGUGUGGCUGUUGGAGGUUUUCCCUAUCUUUCGAGGGUUUUCAAGUUUUCAUUGUCUGAAGUCUCCUCGUAUGUUGUCUUGGGGUCCUUCAAAGCAAGUUGAUUAUAAAGUUAUUACUGAUAAUUUCUUCUAUGCUGAAAAAGUACGUGUUUCCCUUUUGUUGAUGCUUCUUUUUCUUGAUUUUUUUCCCUCUUGUUAUUUUUUGUGUUUUUGUCUAAAUUGAUGUGUUUAUAUUGUGUUAUAGAGAUUCAAAAAAUUUAUUGUCCAUGCUGUUGUUGUUGGUACGGAACAAGAGAUGCUGGAUUAUCCAGUUGCACUUAAAUUUCCUGAUGAUUUAGGCCCUUGUUCUUCCCGUGCGGUUUUGCCAUAUGAAGUUACUUCUCAGAUAGUUGAUGGUGUUUUGUGUAGUGUGAAGAAGCAACUUGAUGAUGAACGAUCUAUAAUUGUCAAUCAAGUAAAGUCUUUGGAUAGCCGUUUCGAAGAAUUGGAUAAAAAAUUUGUUGGCGCGAUUAAUGCUGUGGAUAGCUUAGUUCGUGUACAUGAUGAAACAAAGUCAUGUGUAGCAGCUUCUGAAAGUGCUAAAAGAACUUGUUUAGAAAGUAGACUUGACAGUUUGGAAAGUAAAUUUGAUUAUGUGAUGCAUUGUGUUGAAAGUUUAGUUUGACUGCAUAGCGAAAACAAAUCUUGUAAAGCAUGUGCAUCUGGUAAAAGACAACCUGAUUUGGGUUAUUCAGUGAAUGAUGAGGUGAAGUUAGAUGCACAUCUUGGAAAAGAGGAGAAUAUGCUUUGUAAAGCAAGGUCUACAAAAAAUGAGACGUCUCUCAUGCUCGAUAUGCUCUGUGAUGCUGUUGUUUCUUCAUCAAGUCAACUGUCUGAUAAAACUCAAACUCUUUCUCAGUUUGAAAAGGAAUUCGUGAAAGAAAAUGAAGACCGCGUUAAAGAAAUUGCUGCAAUUAAUAAUGCUUUUCAAUGCGGAGAUUAUGUGUUUUCUUCAAAUGAAGCAUCACAAAAUGUAAAUGAAGCAGCAACUGCUGUUGAAGAUAGUAGAAAACGUCCGAGAUGCGAAGAUGAAAACAAAGAAGAUGAUGGUUAUCCUAAUUGGUAUUUGCUUACACCAAGCAGUACUCCAGUUGAUAAACGGUUGAGUUCUGCUGUUGAAGAUAUAUACUGUACUGCAGAAGAGUUAGGAAAGUGAAUUGAUUUUUUCGUUGUUAUUUACGGCAAGUGUUAUGUUAUUGUGU